Messenger RNA from Lolium perenne, 734 nucleotides. Its product is annotated as DNA-directed RNA polymerases II, IV and V subunit 11. Gene Ontology annotation, molecular function: DNA binding; protein dimerization activity. The record is from RefSeq and is a predicted model, not a curated record. NCBI's taxonomy places the organism in Eukaryota, Viridiplantae, Streptophyta, Magnoliopsida, Poales, Poaceae. Gene Ontology annotation, biological process: transcription by RNA polymerase II. Gene Ontology annotation, cellular component: RNA polymerase II, core complex.
AAAACCUCCCAGUUCGGAGGCUGGAAUCGCGAAGCGGUACCAGACUAAGCCCUCUUCCUGUUCACCGCGACGGAGCCGUCCCUGACCUGGAGCUAGCCUGCGGCGGCGCGUAACUCGAGAGGAAGGAACCAAGUGUUGAUUGAAGAUGAAUGCCCCUGAUCGCUAUGAGCGCUUCGUCGUGCCUGAGGGCACAAAGAAGGUGUCAUUUGAGAAGGAUACCAAGAUCAUGAAUGCUGCAUCGUUCACCAUUGAACGCGAGGACCAUACUGUCGGCAACAUCCUCCGCAUGCAGCUACACAGGGACCCAAAUGUUCUCUUUGCUGGCUAUAAGCUCCCUCACCCCCUUCAGUACAAAGUCAUUGUUAGGAUCCAUACUGCAAGCCAGUCCUCCCCAACGCAGGCAUAUACCCAGGCAAUCAAUGAUCUAGACAAGGAGCUUGAGAACCUUAAGCAGGCUUUUGAGGACGAGAAGAACCGUCACGAGGAAAGGAUGAAGCAGGGCUACUAGGCCAAUGGUGUUGUAGCUAACGUGAAAACUGUCUUCGUAUCUAACGUUUGAACUACCUUAUUAGAAACAAAAAGACUCGAGGCUUGUCGAUGAUCCCUGAAGUUGUAGAUCCUUAGCCUGUGUCUUGAGUUGGACACCACCAGGAUUGCCAUUCGAAUGUGUUUUGCUUAAACAGGGUUCUGCAUGCCAUUCUAAGCUUGGUAAUUAAACAUGUGUUUGCACUCUC